Molecule: messenger RNA, 3422 nt
Organism: Dermochelys coriacea (leatherback sea turtle)
Lineage: Eukaryota; Metazoa; Chordata; Testudines; Dermochelyidae
Exons: 2
Coding region: 1478-1879 (133 amino acids)
Source: RefSeq, a predicted model, not a curated record
GGCUGGGAGCCAGGACACCUGGGUUCUGUUCCUAUCUCUGUGACUCCCUGCAGGACCUUGGGCAAAUCCCUCCCCCUGCCCCUGCUUUGUACUUCUGAUUCCCCAUUUCUACAACAGAAAUAGGAAUACUGACCUAAUCCAUCGGCCGGUUUCUGCCCCUGCCCCACAGAGCUCCUGGUCUGCAUAGAGGGGGGGUUGCUCUCCCCAUGGCAGAGAGGGACUGAGACUCAGGGUCACACAGUGUCUGGGGGGGAGUGAGCUAGGGGCAUGUGUUGUGCCCCAGCCCAAAGGGCCCUAGGGGGCUGUGCACCAGCAGGGGUGUCCAUGGCUUUCCCCCAGCGCUUUGGCAGGGCGUGGGUGUGGGGCCCUGCACGGGGAGGCCCAUCUCUCUGCUUCACCCACCCCAGCCAGUCUUACUGCAGGAGACGGGGCUAUGGGUUGCGCCCCCCUGUCAGCCUUGGACUCCCACCCAUGUAUCUGGGUGCCCAGCUCCCCACAAAGCCCAGAACAUCUGGUGCCCUGGCCUGGAGAGCAAAAAGGGGGGUGGGGGGCAGCGUUCCCAUCCAAGCAGCAAUGCCUGGGGAAGGAGGCAGCAGAGCCGCAGUGGCGGAGAGGGGUAGGAACUUGGGCAUGGCGACAUUUGAGGUAGCAGCAGAGCCAGGGAGAGAACCCAGGCGUCUGGGCUCCCAGCCCCCUGCUCUAACCACUAGACCCCACUCCAUUUCCACACAGCACCUCCUCCCUCUGCUCCUUCCCAGCGUCUCAGGCCCCCUCCCCAAGAGGCUCAGCCCUCUGGAAUAUCCCCCCUCUGCCAGGAGCCCUGAGCCACCUGCCCAGGCUGGGGGGGGAAGCCUCUGCAUCCCUGGGGGGCUGGACGCCUGGGUCUUCAGCAGGGAGGACUUUGCUAUCUGUGUGCCAGUCCUCCCACAGCCUCUGCACCUCGAUCAGGCGGUGCCCCCCUGCUCCCCACCUGCCCCUCCCCCAGGGCCCCCUCCCUCUACAGCCCCCCGGACUCCCUCCCUCCCUCCGCGCCGCCGCUGGAACCUGGUUGCGAUGCAGGAUGUUGCUCCCGGAGGCAGUUGCUUAGCAACCAGCUCCGGCCGCUGCAGAUGGAGACGGGGGGGGAGCCCCUGGGUUCGCCUGGAGUGUCCCCGGGCCGGGCUGCGCGGGGCGGUUCUAGGCGCUUCCAGGCGGCGGUCGAGGCUCAAAGCCCGCCCCUCCCCGUGGCCUCAGGUACCGGCUGGAGCGCGGCCAGGGACAGCCCCACGGAGACAGCGCCCCCGUGACACACCCAGGGCCUCCUCGCACACUCACUCAUAGCCCCCUUGCGCACUCACCACCCUCCCUAUUGCACACUCGUCCCCAUCCCGAUUGCACGCUCAUUUAUAGCCCCAUUGCACACUCACUCCAGCCCUCCUGCACGUUCCCCGCCAGCGGGCGGCCCGACACUCGCGUCCCUCGCACGUUCACCCCCCAGAUGCUCGUCCCUUGCACGCGCCCCCUUUGCACACUCACGCGCGCGGGGUUCGGCCGCUGCCCAGGCCCGCUCUCGCCCUUCCGCGGCUGGAGGCCAUGGGGGGGGCCUUGGAGCCGCCCUCCCCAACGCGCGGCUCCGUCUCCCCAGCCCGCCCCAGACGGCCGGGAAGGAGCCGUGACGCGCCGGCUGCUCCCGAUGCAGUGCGUGCAGGUGGCCCUGAAGCUGCUGGUGGAGAAGCUCGAUGCGAAGAUGGUGCCUGGGGGCGCUGGCAGCGAGUGGCUGGGCCCGGGCCCGGGGGCCAAGGAGGAUCAUGAGGAGCGAGUCCUGGCCGUGCUGGGCAUAGCGGGCACCGUGCUCAACCUGCUGGUCGUCAUCUUCGUCUAUGUCUACACGACCCUCUAGCGCCGGCCUGGCCACGCCGGGACCCCACCAGCCAGAGACACCUGCGCCGGGGCCCAGCCAGCCAGAGAAACCCGCGCCAGGGCCCGCCAGCGAGAGACACCUGCGCCGGGACACGCCAGCCAGCCAGAGACACCCGCGCCGGGGCCCGUCAGCCAGCUGGAGACACCCAUGUCGGGACCUGCCAGCCAACCUGAGACAUCCUCGCCGGGACCCGCCAGCCAGCGAGAGACACCCGUGCCGGAAUCUGCCAGCCAGAGACACCCGCGCCGGGAGCCGCCAGCCACAGACACCUGCGCCAGAGCCCUGCCAGCCAGCCUGAGACACCCGUGCCGGAAUCCGCCAGCCAGAGACACCCGCGCCAGGGCCCCGCCAGCCAGCCUGAGACACUCGCGCCAGAGCCCUGCCAGCCAGAGACACCUGCGCUGGGAACCACCAGUCAGCCUGAGUCACCCGUGCCGGGGCCCCACAAACCAGAGACACCAGCGCCGGGACCCCGCCAGCCAGCCUGAAACACCCGCGCCAGGGCCCCGCCAGCCAGAGACACCUGCGCCGGGACCCGCCAGCCAGCCAGAGACACCCGUGCCGGGGCCCCGCCAGCCAGCCUGAGACACCCGCGCCGGAAGCCGCCAGCCACAGACACCCGCGCCGGGGCUCAGCCAGCCAGCCAGAGACACCUGUGCCGGGGCCCCGCCAGCCGGAGAAACCCGCCCAGCAGCGAGAGACACCUGCGCCAGGACACGCCAGCCAGCCAGAGACACCCGCGCCAGGGCCCGUCAGCCAGCUGGAGACACCCACGUCGGGACCGGCCAGCCAGCCUGAGACACCCGUGCCAGGGACCCGCCAGCCAGCCAGACACACCCACGCCAGAGCCCCGCCAGCCAGAGACACCCACAACGGGGCCCCACCAGCCUGAGACAUCUGUGCUGGGACUCACCAGCCAGCCAGAGGCAUCCGCACCGGGACCCGCCAGCCAGCCAGAGACACCCACGCCAGAGCCCCGCCAGCCAGAGACACCCACGACGGGGCCCCACCAGCCUGUGACACCCGCGCUGGGAGCCGCCAGCCAGCCACAGACACUUGCGCCAGGGCCCAGCCAGCCAGCCACAGACACUUGCGCCAGGGCCCAGCCAGCCAGCCAGAGACACCCGUGCCAGGGCCCCGCCAGCCAGCCAGAGACAACCACGACGGGGCCCCACCAGCCUGUGACACCCGCGCCGGGAGCCGCCAGCCAGCCACAGACACUUGUGCCGGGCCCCGCCAGCCAGCCAGAGACACCCGCGCCAGGGCCCCGCCAGCCAGCCAGAGACACCCGCACUGGGAACCGCCAGCCAGCCAGAGACACCCACGCUGGGAACCGCCAGCCAGCCAAAGACACCCGCGCCGGGGCCCCGCCAGCCACCCAGAGACACCCACACCAGGACCCACCAGCCAGCCAAAGACACCCGCGCUGGGGCCCCGCCAGCCAGCCAGAGACACCCACGCUGGGACCCCAACAGCCAGCCAGAGACACCCAUGCUGGGACCCGCCAGCCAGCCUGAGACAC